AUGGUUCGUCAAUUUUCUUUCCUACCGAGUGAUCGUCGACGAACUGGGCCUGAUGGCAGGACUCAGCGGUACAGUCACUGGAGGCGCUACAAUACCUUCUACGGCCUGGCCUUUACCACAGCACUAUCGACGACCCUUUUACUGGCGGAAGUGUACCAAUGGCGCGUCACUGGCUACGUCUUUCUACUUGCAAAUCGAUUUCCCGCAUCUGUUGCACUCGUCGUCCAGCUGGUCGCUGCUUUCUUUGGGCUGCUCCAUGUGGCUGUCAUCUGCAAACUCAUCAACUACGCGCUCCGGCUUCGACUUACAAGAGUGAGUGUUUCGCUAGACACCUUGCGGACAUGGGUGGAUAUGAGCAUUCCGCGUAUUGAUUGGGAUCUACCGCUUCGAUUCUUCUUCCCCGUAUUGUUCGUCGUCUUCCUCAGUCUUGUUCCUGCAGCGCUAUGGGCUGGUUCCAUGACGCCAUCAGUGUCGCGUACAACAGACAGCGGCAUGUUACUGAUACCUAGCUACGAGGACGUGUCGAUGAUCAGAGAGUAUCCUAUGAUGAUAGGAAGUGCGGGACCUUCAUUGCGUACGCAAAAGGGAUUCUUCACAUAUUCUAUUGGCCAACAGCAAAGUGGACAGCUACUCUCGUCCGCUGCUUCCGCAUCCUCAACGGGCAUAGGGCCUCAUGUUCAUCGCAAGCUUGACAACACCCAGUUUAGUUACAGGGGCAGGUCCUAUGGCGUUGGCGCUCCUGUUGGACUCAUGGAUCAGGGGAUAUCGUCCAAUACCCAGGUUGCGGGCUACAUCUAUCAAGAGGAAGGCUAUCUCGCCAAUGUCACCUGCGCCUACAACACGAGCUCGAACUUUAUCCUUUCAGGGCCAGUCAACGAAUGGAUAUAUGCCGCCUCGGGCAACCUUCCUGACAGCGUGGACGGCUCCGAGUAUUCCAACUACAUUGGGCAUGAUGGCAAGGCUAUCGUCGCAAUUGGUGUAUCAUUCAGCGAACGCUCACCGCGUCGCUACCUCGCCAUCGCUGCUGGCGAAGCAUACGGCUUCCUUAACAAGACGCAAUGCGAGUUUGAUUUCACGCCAACCCUCUUCAACGUCACCGUUGACAUUGGCAGUCUCAACAUGACCGUUGAACCAGUAUCAACCAUGGAAGACUUCAACCCGCAACGCAACAUCACCAGAACCGUAGUCCGCCAAUUCGAACUAAUGUCAAACGACAUGACCAACCUAUACGUCUCCCUCCUCGGCGAAGCCUUCAACUCGAGCAUCGCCGCCUACAAAAUGUCCCGUUCGUCGGCGUCUCGCAAUCCUUUUACCGAAGAAGAAGCUACCUUGGCCGGGCUGACAAACUCCAUUACCGCCAUGGCAGACGACAUGCUCGUCGCCUACGCAUCAGCACAACUCAUGGUCGGCAGAAUGUUCACGCAGCAACCCGCCAAAGUCUACGUGUACGCCCUGCAAUUCGGUCAACCGGGGUAUAUUUACGCCAUAUUCAGUCUCAACUUGCUCGUCAUGCUCGCUGUGGCUUGCGAAGCUGUGCGGACGCGUGGGUGGUCGGCGCUUGGUCGCUUCAACUACCUCGAUCCGCGCGAUCUCAUCAUCGCUGCUUCCCGAGGCGGCGCGGAUAUUGCGCAGGCAGCUGAUGAUAUCGUGGAUAAGAGGGAUAGGAAGAAGCCAACACAUGUUUGGCUAUUGAGUGAUCCGGACGAGGGCAACGGGUCGCUGGUGGUGAAUCUAAAGGGCGAUCAGCAUGGACAUGUCAGGAUCGUAGUAGCUGAGGAGGAGACGGGGACAGAUGAGUGUGACAACAUGUAUGUUCUGGAUGAGAAAAAGUCUACAUUUAGCUUUGUGGAUGAAGAGGCCAACGAAACGGUGCGCUUGAAGAAAUCGAAAAUGGGUAUAUUCGGGUCCGUGUAGCUUUAAUAGGGACCUUGUGGUGGUAAUGGUCUUAUUGGCGGAUGUUCCUAUAUCAUACGAGUUAGGUAGGGGACGUUUGCAGCAACCAUGAUGAACCAUGCAUGAACUGGAGAAUACCACAACACAUAACCACAACACAUAAAACGGG
This is a messenger RNA of Cucurbitaria berberidis CBS 394.84, 2062 nucleotides long. RefSeq lists its product as uncharacterized. Bases 1 to 1914 code for a protein of 637 amino acids. Lineage: Eukaryota; Fungi; Ascomycota; Dothideomycetes; Pleosporales; Cucurbitariaceae. The record is from RefSeq and is a predicted model, not a curated record. The transcript has a single exon.